Messenger RNA from Aspergillus tanneri, 3792 nucleotides. RefSeq lists its product as uncharacterized. Bases 1 to 3792 code for a protein of 1263 amino acids. The record is from RefSeq and is a predicted model, not a curated record. The transcript is spliced from 4 exons. NCBI's taxonomy places the organism in Eukaryota, Fungi, Ascomycota, Eurotiomycetes, Eurotiales, Aspergillaceae.
AUGGACGCCUAUCCCGAAGACUAUGUGGUCAACAACCUCCCAUUCAUCUUGCUAUCUGGCUUAGAGGCAAGCUCCGAGGAUGACCUGCAACCAAGGGGGGUCGACUAUCCUCUGCUCCAUGAAAAGGGUGCGAGAAUAUACUCUGAUUUCCCGCCCUUGAACGGACCGAUCGCAAAGGAAUUGCGGGAAAUGCUGCUGGAGGAAGAUGCUUCGGAGAUCCCCUGGAAACCCCGGGAUAGUGCCCAUACUGGGUUGCCCCGAAUCAAAUACAAGAUCAAAAGUGUUGGCCGGACGUACAGGCUCCCUCCACGCAAGGCUAACCCCCCACCUGUGUCUCCUCCCACAAGUCCAACGGCCGGACAAGGCGAUGAUAUCCCACACGCGUCGUCUCUCAUUCUUCAUUCUCCAAUAUCCCCGUUGACACCAAGCUCGCCGACUUUCCCAGAUGGCUUGCUUACACCUCUAUGGGUGACGAAACACCAGAACUUGAUCCCCGCCGCCGUGAUCAAUUUCUUCCCUUUCUGUUUGGACCAUAACAUGAGCUCCCUACGCGAUAAUCAAAUGAAGAUAGAAAUAAAUGGCUUGAAGAAUGAAUGGUCGGCUUCGGGCUAUAAAACGCGGUUUAUAGUGGUCCUUCUGUCGGAAGACUUCCCCGGUGGCUACAUCGGGGAUGCCGAUGACCGCCUAGCAAGCAUCCGGAGGGCAACCAACCUGGAUCAGAAAUCAAUUUUCCUCCUUCCAGCAGACGCAACUUCGAUGGAGUUGAAAGAGUUUACUACAUCUUUAUUGUCCUUGCUCCAGCCGUCGAUAAUGGAAUAUUACCGGGAUCUAUCCAAGCAUGCAAGGCGAAAGCGAAAUAGAAGCACCAUCCCACCCCCGACGGCGCCGCCGACAAGUGGAACGUCGCAGACUCUUUCUCUUCAGGGGUGGAAUGUGCGAUAUGAGUUCAAAAUGGGAAUCUUCGCGGAGUUCCGGCAUGAAGUAGAUGCAGCGUUAAGGAACUACGAAAAUGCCUACGACACAUUGUUUGGGCAGGAGGUCUUUGAAAAUAUUGCUGGAUGGAACCCUAGAUUUAAUGACGCACGCCUUCUGGGGGAUACCAUUGCAAUACGUAUCAUUCGCUGCUUACUUUGUUCCGGACAGACUACUGCCGCAGUACGGUCAUGGGUCGGCCACAGAACUCACGUGCAGGAUAUUGUCAACCGCCGGGGUAAAGGAACAAGAAAUUAUGGUUGGGAAGCCUGGGAGGCUAGAUGGUCCAUGGUUAUGGCACAGCUUAUACGGCAGGCUGGUCUUCCUCAUUUCUCUUCUGUCGGCGUCCCUCAGGACCAGUUUAAUGAGCAGUAUUCCAUUUUCAUUGCCCAAGAAAGGGCAGCCACCUUGGCAGAUGCAGUUACUCCAUGGGAACAUCUUCAUCACGAGGGUUACUGGCUGUAUCGAUCAGCGAAACAUUCUAUGUACCGACGGACCUUAGCAGAGCAGAUCCCGGAUGAGGACCGGAUCCCACCAGGGCAAUCUCCUGCUUCCCAAAUUGCUAGCAAAUCCUAUCUGUACGAUACAUAUUUGGCCCCAGAAAGCCAUGUAGAGGCCCCUCAACCAGGCUCAAUCGGCUUUGAUCAUUCGGCCCUGAUAUUGGACGCCUUGAAAGCCGCUCUAGCGGAGUUUUCGAAGCGAAACCAGACUAGAAAGACGGAAAGCCUUAGCCUGGAGAUAGCUGAGGAAUACAUGCGCAUUGGCUCAUGGACCGAGGCUUAUGAUAUACUUAAGCCUCUGUGGCCAGUCCUCACUUGGCGACGGUCAAACUGGUGGCAACUCAUGUCAAAGUUUGGCUGGGCUCUGCGAGAGUCUGCUUUACGGAUGCAUGACAGUGAAAUGGUUUUACGAGUAGACUGGGAGUUACUCAAUUCUGUGUUCCAACCAAAAUCCGACUGGCAGUAUGACAUUCAUCAAAGUCUUAGUGACUUCCCGCUGGAGAAGCCCAAACCAUCUGUUGUCCUCAAAGCCGAGGAUGUUCUGUCUAGUGUCACUGCCUCGUUUGUCUUCGAAAAAUUUGAGGGGAAUGUGGGCGAGCCGUUGCAGGGUCAAAUUACGAUCACAUCAUGCGCCCAAAAAUUAUCCAAGCCCAUCAGACUUUCCGGGAUUAAGGUUGUAUUUGAAGGCUGUCUUCGUCCAGUGAAACUUGAAUUUGAUGAAAGCGUGGAUACUAAUACCGCUGAUUCCUGCGUAAUAUCAUCACUUACACUACAUGAGCCGAACUUACCAGGCGAUGAAACAUCACUCCAUUCUCCAACGAGUGGCUUAACGGCCCUCGUCGGUGCUGCGGACUUGUCUCUUGGGCCUUCCCAAAUCAAGGUGUUUGACUUGACGUGUAUCCCCCGAGAAGCAGGAGAUUGUCGGGUUGCAUCCAUUACUCUGUUGAUCGAGGAAGAAAAGUUUGAUCUCGCGUGCGCCGUAACGGAUAUGGCCCAGAGCGAGUCUUUCUGGUGGCGACAAACCAAGAAAGGGCCGUCUCCAAGGAGAGUGGGCAAAGAUAGAGACACUAUAAGGUGCAAGAUUAUGCCGAAACCACCUAAGAUUCGGAUUACAACACCAAACCUCAAGGACAGUUAUUACACAAACGAGAGGGCUGUCCUUAGGAUUGGCAUACACAACGAAGAAGACGAGGCUGCUGAUGUUUUUACUGAGAUUCGGCUUUUUGGUCGGCCAGAAUCCGCAGCUAAAAUCAUAUGGCUCGAUGAGGAAGACUCACCGUCACCCCAGAGCUCUGAGAGAAGCUCUCCGAUCGAGGGCGUUUCCCAUUUCAUAAAACGUUCAAUUGGUGUAAUGGAGAGCUCUUCCCAACGAGAACUAGCUAUAGUGCUCACAGGCACGCAUGACACAUCUGAGUAUGAGCUUGAGAUAUCUUGUGUAUACCACCUGGCGUCUGAUAUCCAAACUCCUAUAAUCGCGACUAUGAGAGUCGUUCUAUCAAUCACUCGGCCAUUUGAGGCCAACUACGAAUUCCUCCCUCGUCUUCAUCCCCUACCGUGGCCAGAUUUCUUCUCGGUGAAGGAGGACGUGCUUGGAGAUGAGGUGACGGCCAAGCCUAGAGGUUUACAGCAACGAUGGAGCCUGAAUUCCAAGGUUGUCUCUUUCGCAUUGGAGCCUCUCGUGAUUGAAAGUGUAUCUCUAGUGCUGCUAGGAGCUAGUGGAGGAGCUACCUCCCACAUAGGUUCGGAGGUGGCGGUUAGCCCAGAAGCAUCGGAAAUACACCCGGAGGAGCUUCGCGAAUCAAACUUCACGUUGGACAUUCAAAAAAUGAUCUUGGGCGACCGACGACCGACGGCACUGAAUCUGGCACUGCAAAUCAAAUGGCGCCGAAGUAGUGCAGCUGAAGAUGAAUCUGCGCGGGACAGAGUCACCACCACGACACUUUCGAUCCCUCGCUUUGUGGCCCCAGCUGGUGAGCCUCGAGUGCUUGCCUCGGUGCUGCCAUCAGAGACCCUUUCUGGCCUGAUUCACUUGGAUUACACCCUGGAGAACCCCUCGAUGCACUUCCUCACGUUUAAUUUAACCAUGGAAGCUAGUGAACAUUUCGCCUUCAGCGGCCCGAAGACUAUGGUUGUUCAGUUGGUGCCGCUGAGCCGGCACACGGUCCGAUAUAACUUGUUGGCAUCACAACGGGGACUGUGGAUUCAACCUCAGCUUCUUGUGGUGGACAACUACUUCAACAAAACGCUGCGCGUCCUUCCUACGGAGGAGAUGGGAUCUGAUAAGAAAGGAAUCCUGGUCUGGGUCAAUGCGGAUGAUUAA